AUGGUUGCUGCGAGCACUCUUCCCGUUGUCGCGGUCGCGGUCGCGGUCCAGCUCGUUGCCGUUGCAGCUUCUGGUCAUGUCAUUACUAACGACACGUAUUUCUACGGCCAAUCGCCGCCAGUGUAUCCAUCGCCGGAAAUGUCUGCCGCAGGUCCCUGGGUAGACGCCUACGCCAAAGCCAAGAAUCUCGUGUCCCAUAUGACGCUGGCGGAAAAGGUCAGCCUCACUGGUGGCGUUAAAGACCUAGACAAUGGCUGCUCGGGCAACAUUGCCAACAUCUCCCGGCUCGGCUUCCCAGGCAUGUGCCUGAGCGAUGCUGGCCAAGGCCUGCGCGCGACCGACUUUGUGAGCUCGUUUCCCAGUGGCAUACACGUCGGAUCCAGCUGGAACAAGGAAUUGACGGCCCGCAGAGGCGCCGCCAUGGCCGACGAGUUUAAGAAAAAGGGCGUCAACGUCUUGCUAGGCCCCGUCGUCGGACCGGCCUGGCGCGUAACGCUCAGUGGACGCAACUGGGAGGGCUUCGCGGCGGAUCCGUACUUAUCGGGUUCGUUGGCGGCGCAAAGCAUCCUGGGCAUUCAGGGUCAAGGUGUCAUUGCCAGCACAAAGCAUUUUAUUGGGAAUGAGCAAGAGACAAACAGAAAUCCCCGUCAAAAAGCCGAGUCUGUUUCGUCAAACAUUGACGACAAGACGAUGCACGAGCUAUAUCUAUGGCCCUUUCAAGAUGCCGUACACGCCGGGACCGGCAACAUCAUGUGCUCGUACCAGCGCAUCAACAAUUCGUACGGCUGCGCCAACAGCAAGACUAUGAACGGCCUGCUGAAGACGGAGCUGGGCUUCCAGGGCUUUGUCGUGUCUGACUGGGACGCCCAGCACACUGGUCACGCCGGUGCUCUGGCGGGACUGGACAUGGCCAUGCCCAGCCCUGGGUCCUUCUGGGGCGACAAGCUUGUCGAGUCUGUCAAGAAUGGCUCAGUACCUGAGUCGAGAAUCAACGACAUGGCCACCAGAAUUCUCACCUCUUGGUACCAGCUCAAGCAGGACAAGGAAUUCCAGAAACCAGGUUUUGGCAUGCCAAAAGAUAUCACGAAACCGCACGAGAUUGUCGACGCUCGCGAUCCAGCAGCCAAGCCUGUGCUUUUUGACGGUGCCGUCGAAGGACACGUUCUGGUAAAAAACACCAAGCACACUCUUCCGCUUGCGAAGCCACAGCUCAUUUCCGUAUUUGGCUACUCGGCCAAGACACCCGACUUCUUUGCCCCGGGCGGCGGUGACGGGCUCUUGCGGUGGCAGCUGGGCGCCGAAACGAUUGACGCCAACAAAGCCGUUUCCGCCGCCUUGGGCAAUUCCAAAGACGCAUCGGCCAUUGGCAUCAACGGCACGCUGUUUAGCGGCUGCGGCUCCGGCGCUACCACCCCGGCCAAUGCCAUCUCACCCUUUGAGGCCCUCAAGAUGCGCGCGCACGGCGACGGCACAGCGCUGUUCAACGACUUUGCCUCGCCGCAGCCUGUCGUAGACCCAGCUUCGGAGGUGUGCAUCGUCUUUGGCAACGCCUUUUCCUGCGAGGCUUAUGACCGCCCCGCGCUGCAAGACAAGUACACCGACGACCUGGUCAAAAGCGUUGCGGACAGCUGCAACAAGACCAUUGUCGUCCUGCACAACGCGGGCCCGCGCGUCGUCGACGCCUUUAUCGGGCACGACAACGUCACCGCCGUGCUCUUUGCGCACCUUCCCGGGCAGGAAUCGGGCCCCGCGCUCGUCUCUCUACUCUACGGCGAGUCUAACCCCUCGGGCAAGCUCCCCUACACGCUCGCCCGAAACGAGACCGAUUAUCCCGCGCUCAAGCCCAGCACUCCCGAGGGGCGCUUUGCCCUCUUUCCGCAGUCUAACUUUUCCGAGGGCGUGUACACCGACUACCGCCACUUUGACAAGGAGGACAUGACGCCGCGCUUCGAGUUUGGUUUUGGCCUAAGCUACACCACGUUUGCGCUGUCCAAUGCCACGUUCCGGCGCCUCGAUGGUGGCAAUCUCGACGUCGCGUAUCCCACGGGCGCCGUCAUCCCUGGUGGCCCCGCGGACCUCUGGGACAAUGUCGCGUUCGUGACGGCGGAUGUGCAUAACACGGGCGCUGAGCGGGCCGGCGCCGAGGUGGUGCAGCUGUACGUGGGCAUCCCGGGCGCACCGCGACGGCAGCUGCGCGGCUACGACAAGGUGCGCCUGCGACCGGGCGAGUCGCGAACGGCGACGUUUGCCCUGACGCGGAGGGACCUGAGUGUGUGGAAUGUUGAGGCGCAGCAGUGGCAGCUCCAGCGAGGCUCGUAUACUAUCGAGGUCGGCACAAGCAGCAGAAAUCUGCCGCUGAAGCUGUCUCUGCAGAUUUAG
This is a messenger RNA of Beauveria bassiana ARSEF 2860, 2379 nucleotides long. Its product is annotated as beta-glucosidase M. The record is from RefSeq and is a predicted model, not a curated record. The transcript has 6 exons. Bases 1 to 2379 code for a protein of 792 amino acids. Gene Ontology annotation, molecular function: beta-glucosidase activity. Lineage: Eukaryota; Fungi; Ascomycota; Sordariomycetes; Hypocreales; Cordycipitaceae. Gene Ontology annotation, biological process: glucan catabolic process.